CAAAUCGUCAACCCCCCGCCAUGGAGAAGGAGGCUGCAGCGUUGGCCCCCGCGCCGGACAAGGGAGAAUCCAGCGGAGCCAAGGGGAAUGGCGACUGCGACGACGUCACCGACGAUCUCAUCAGCAGGCUCCCCGACGCCAUCCUCGGCACCAUCAUCUCCCUCCUCCCCACCAAGGACGGCGGCCGCACGCAGGCCCUCUCCCGCCGCUGGCGCCCCCUGUGGCGGUCCGCGCCCCUCAACCUCGAGGUCGGCACCACCGCCGCCGCCGUCCUCCCUUCCGCCGUCUCCCAGAUAAUCUCCCGGCACCUCGGCCCCUCCCGCAGGUUCUCCUUCCCGGGCCUCCGCGCCGGCGAGUUCGACGCCGAGCUGGACAGCUGGUUCCACUCCCGAGCGCUCGCCAACCUCGAGGAGCUCGACAUCGGCUACGCGUCCCGGACAAUCAGGCCGCUGCCGCCGUUCCUGCUCCGCUCGGCGUCCACCCUCCUCGUCCUCAAGAUCAACAAGUGCGAUUUCUGCGACCAGAUCGCGCCGGGGGGCAUCAACUUCCCCCGCCUCAAGCAGCUCUCCUUGAUCCGCGUCUCGAUAUCGGGGGACGUCUUACAUGGCCUGCUCUCGGGCUGCCGUGCCUUGGAGAGCUUGUUCAUCUCAGAAGUUCGCUCUGCCCGUUGCGGCCCUGCUAUCUGGCUGGGUGCUCCUCGGAUCAGCAAACCGCUGCCACUGUCCGUUCUCCGCUCCGCAUCCACCAUCCUCAUUGCCAAGAUCUGGAAUUGCGAUUUCUCCGAUGAGACCCGGCCGUCCACCAUGGUUUUCCCCCUCCUCGUGCAGCUCUCCUUGAUCAACGUCUCGAUGUCCGGGGACGUCUUACAUGGCUUGCUGUCCGGCUGCCAUGCCUUGGAGACCUUAUUCAUGUCAAAAGUCCGGACUGCUAGUUGCCCCCAUGUUAGAGCUCCGACUCUUAGGAUUACUUCGCCGACUCUUAGGAGCAUCUGCCUCAGCCGUAGGUCUUUUGGAAUAACAGAACUGGUCAUCGAGGAUGCUCCUUGCCUCGGAAGAUUACUUAUACCUUACUCUGAUCAGGAUGAUUGUGUCACUAUUCGGGUAGUUAAGGCGCCGAAACUGGAGAUAUUGGGCCCAAUUCCGUUUAGGGCGCCUAAACACGAGGUGUUGUGUGACUCACCGGACUUCUCCAAAUUCAGAAUCUUCCAGGGAAUGAACCUAGUCAGCUCGGCAAACUCCAUGUGCACCGUGAAGGUUUUGGCUCUCAGGUCUUCUAGCUGUGAAUUGCAUGCAGUUCUCAACGUCCUCAGGUGGUUCCCUUGUUUGGAAAAGCUCUGUGUCAUUUUUUACCAACAUAAGUUGAAGGAGAAGAAAAUUGAGUCUCAGUAUGACCAACUACUUCCAAUUGAGUGCCUUCAGACUCAUCUAAAAAAAGUGGUGUUUAAGUCAUAUGUAGGCACUGAGAGACAACAGCUUGACUUUGCCAAGUUCUUUGUUUUGAAUGCAAAAGUGCUAAACAAAAUGGAAUUUGAAGGAUAUGAUGACUACAUCAUUAGUACAGCGGCUUGUCCACAUAAAAUUCUACAAGUGGAAAACAGAGCUUCUCGAGAUGCUGAGUUUGAGUUUGAGUUCAAGAGUAGUUCUGUUCGUUGAUUGCCUUUUCAACAAAUGUAUCCAUGCUUUUUCAGUUGCCCACCCCUUCAGACAUCCAUAGACAGGGUUGAUACCAGAAGACUGCAGUGUUGCCUGAAUAAUGUAUUGCGCAUAUGCCUGCCCUAUUUAUAGUCUAAAUUUCCUCUGUAAUCUUAGUAACUUAUGAAGUACCCAUGAUAAUAAGAAGAUAUUUGUGGAUGCAAAAGAUGUUUGUGAUAACAUCAUGUUCCAAAACUCAUGUUACCAUGUGCAAUUAAGGCUUUGUUCUGAUUAA
Molecule: messenger RNA, 1926 nt
Organism: Lolium rigidum
Lineage: Eukaryota; Viridiplantae; Streptophyta; Magnoliopsida; Poales; Poaceae
Product: putative F-box/LRR-repeat protein At5g02700
Exons: 3
Coding region: 21-1652 (543 amino acids)
Molecular function (GO): protein binding
Source: RefSeq, a predicted model, not a curated record